AUGCUACAUCUGGAGCUUCCUUGGAGCUGGCUGGCGGUGACCUUCAGCAUGCUACUGUGUUUAAAGUCAUCCAUGAGCAGUGACGUAUCCGGCUCCCGGCCGAACAUUCUUCUUCUGAUGGCAGAUGACCUCGGCAUCGGGGACAUCGGCUGCUAUGGGAACAAUACCGUAAGGACUCCAAAUAUCGACCGUCUUGCAGAGGGUGGGGUGAAACUGACCCAUCACAUCACUGCCGCUUCGGUGUGUACCCCGAGUAGAGCUGCUUUUCUGACGGGCAGAUACCCUAUUCGAUCAGGUAUGGUUUCCAGCAAUGGUUACCGCGUUCUUCAAUGGGCUGGAGCAUCUGGAGGCCUUCCAACAAAUGAGACAACUUUUGCAAAAAUAUUGAAAGACCAGGACUAUGCCACCGGACUAAUAGGAAAAUGGCAUCUGGGUCUCAACUGUGAAUCCUCCGACGAUCACUGCCACCACCCGCUCCACCACGGAUUUGACCAUUUCUAUGGAAUGCCCUUCUCCCCGAUGGCUGAUUGUGCCCACUGGGAACUCUCCGAGAAGCGUGUGAGCCUGGAGCGCAAACUCAGCUUGUGCUUCCAGAUGGUGGCCUUCGCUGCCCUCACGCUGGUGGCCGGAAGGCUCAGCGGCCUGACUUGGAGCUCAUGGAUGCCGGUCAUCCUGUCUACCAUCGCGGCCACGGUGCUCCUCACGGCCUGGUACUUUGUGGGUGCUCUGAUUGUCCAUGCAGACUGCUUUCUGAUGAAAAACCACACCAUCACGGAGCAGCCCAUGCGCCUGCAAAGAACGACGUCUCUUAUCCUGGAGGAGGUCUCGUCCUUUCUCAAGAGAAACAAGCAUGGACCUUUCCUCCUUUUCGUUUCGUUUUUACAUGUCCAUGUCCCUCUUACCACUACGGAGAACUUCCUUGGAAAAAGUCACCAUGGGCUGUAUGGGGACAACGUAGAGGAGAUGGACUGGAUGGUAGGGCAGAUUCUUGAUACUUUGAACAAGGAAGGUUUGACCGACAGUACGCUCAUUUACUUUACAUCGGACCAUGGGGGAUCCUUAGAAUCUCAGUUCAGAAACAACCAGUAUGGUGGCUGGAAUGGGAUAUACAAAGGUGGCAAAGGCAUGGGAGGCUGGGAAGGUGGCAUUCGCGUCCCAGGAAUAUUCUGGUGGCCCAGGAUGCUGCCGGCAGGCCGAGUGAUUGACGAGCCCACCAGCCUUAUGGAUGUUUUCCCCACUGUGGUCCAGCUGGGGGGCGGCCAGGUGCCCCGGGACAGAGUGAUUGACGGACGGGACCUGCUGCCCCUGCUCCUGGGGAAUGUCCGGCACUCAGACCAUGAGUUCCUGCUGCACUACUGUGAGAGGUUUCUGCACGCAGCCCGGUGGCACCAGCGGGACAGAGGGACAGUAUGGAAAGUCCACUACAUGACCCCAGUGUUCCAGCCAGAGGGAGCCAGUGCCUGCUAUGGGACAGCGGUCUGCCCAUGCUCUGGGGAAAAUGUAGUCCAGCAUGACCCACCUCUGCUCUUUGACCUCUCGAGAGACCCUUCAGAGUCCCAUGUCCUCACACCAGCCACAGAGCCCUCAUUUUAUCAGGUGAUGGAGAGAGUCCAGCAGGCCGUGGAGCAACACCAGAAGACUCUCCACCCUGUUCCCCUGCAGCUGGAUAUGCUGGAAAACCUCUGGAGACCAUGGCUCCAGCCUUGCUGUGGCCCUUUCCCCCUCUGCUGGUGUGACACGGAAGACAGCCACCAAUAAACAUCUAUG
Cynocephalus volans (Philippine flying lemur) is the source of this 1767-nucleotide messenger RNA. It is a transcript of the gene ARSL, whose product is annotated as arylsulfatase L. The record is from RefSeq and is a predicted model, not a curated record. The transcript is spliced from 10 exons. Bases 1 to 1758 code for a protein of 585 amino acids. Gene Ontology annotation, molecular function: arylsulfatase activity. NCBI's taxonomy places the organism in Eukaryota, Metazoa, Chordata, Mammalia, Dermoptera, Cynocephalidae.